Messenger RNA from Scleropages formosus (Asian bonytongue), 5495 nucleotides. It is a transcript of the gene rbm20, whose product is annotated as RNA binding motif protein 20. Gene Ontology annotation, molecular function: RNA binding; zinc ion binding. The coding region runs from base 116 to 3517 and encodes 1133 amino acids. The record is from RefSeq and is a predicted model, not a curated record. The transcript has 14 exons. NCBI's taxonomy places the organism in Eukaryota, Metazoa, Chordata, Actinopteri, Osteoglossiformes, Osteoglossidae. Gene Ontology annotation, cellular component: nucleus.
GAGAGAGAGAUUCCCUUAGGAUUUACUUUGCCGGGCCUCUUUCUCAGAGGACAUUUUAGAACUCUUUUUUUGAGGGCUGCUCCUUUAUAAAAGCCGAAGCAGGCGCUUUCUCGUCAUGAAGCAAGCCUGGGACAAGGGAGUUUUUGACGGUAACAUCGAAAAUAUCAAAAAUGGACAAACGCAAAGUUCUGGCCAAAUCCCUUCGGGGCCUUCUGGAGUAAACGUUGCUACUGAGCACAAAGCAAGUGCCAAUCCAUCAGAUCACCCCGAGAAGAAGCCUCUCCCAGCUGGCAGUCAACCGAGCGGGGGUAACCACAACCCCUUGCUGCUGAGCCCGGCCAGCCUUCAGCUCGCCCAGCUACAAGCCCAGCUCACCCUCCAUCGGCUCAAGUUGGCCCAGACGGCUGUGAGCAACAACACUGCGGCUGCGGCCUCUGUCCUGAACCAGGUGCUCUCCAAUGUGGCUAUGUCCCAGCCCCUGUUCAACCAGCUGAGGACUCCUGCCAUGGUCAGUACCCCCCAUGGCCAUGCUGGUGGUACCCAGCUGUGCCCAGGCUUCACUCCGAACACACUGGCCUUUACACCUCAGGGCUCACCCUUGGGAAGUUUGGCUUGCAGCGGUGGCUUUAAGGCUGGAGCCCCCGGGGGCAUCAGGUUCAGCCACUUUGGAGGCCAGCAGAUCUUGGAGUACAGCAAGAAACCGGGCCCAUCAGCUGGCCCAACAUUUUCCUCUGAAACUGACAGACGUUGCCAGUAUGGCUUUCCCAGUGGGACAUCUGUUUCCGGAAGCAAACCCAACGAUAACCACUUCGUGCCCCUCAGCACACAGGCUAAGGGAGGGAACCCGAGUGGGUUUAAGAGGGAUUUCUUUGGCCCGGAUGGUCGGGGUCCCCAGAGCGGUUUUGCUGGGGAGCACAACGUGGACUCUUUCCAGUCAGGCGGCCGCAUGUGGCAAAACGCGGCCAGCUUCUCCCAGGCAGGGAAGCUGGACGCGGCCCAGAACACAGGCGCUGUGUGGACAAGCGGCAGCCAGCAGUUCCUUUCUAGGGGAGAGCUGUACAACCCGGAGGAGCCCACCCCCGACCCCAGGUCUAACCCUGUUGGUGGGUCGGGUUUUGGCUCGGGCACCCAGGGGAUUGUGGGAUACCAGCCAGGGGAAGACGCUGUUCCAGGAGUACCGGUGCCUUUGCAGCCACACCAACUCAAUGAUUUCCAUGACGUGCCACCAGCACAUCUGCCGCACCAGUGCACCAUCUGUGACAAGAAGGUCUAUAACCUCAAGGACUGGGACCAGCACGUGAAAGGGAAGCUCCAUCUGCAGAAUCGCUCGCUCUACUCGGAAGGCUCAGCUGUCGGAUCUGCUCACUUCCCUGCAUCUUCAGAAGGAUGUCUGAGUUCUUCGGUGAAUAGCCCCAUGGUAUAUUCCACUGCUGCCAGUCAAGAUGUUUCUACAGGACCUAAUUCUAGUUACUUUACCGGAGCACCUAUGAAGACCCAUCCUGCACCAGGAGCAGGAUAUCCACUGCCGCAGGCAGGGUCAAAGUUCGCUCCCAGGAACAAUGUCCCAGGUCGAGUUGUUCACAUCUGUAAUCUACCAGAGGGCAGCUGCACAGAGAAUGAUGUCAUCAAUCUGGGACUUCCGUUUGGCAAAGUCACCAACUACAUCCUCAUGCGGUCCACUCACCAGGCCUUUUUGGAAAUGGCCUAUGUGGAGGCAGCUCAGGCAAUGGUUCAGUUCUACCAGCUACAGCCUGCCAUGAUCAAUGAACAGAAACUGCUGAUCCGAAUGUCAAAACGAUACAAGGAGCUACAACUCAAGAAACCAGGGAAGGAUGUAGAGGCCAUUAUCCAAGACAUCAAUUCUCAGAGGGAAAGAGAAGAAAUGCAGGGGCUUGAAUGCUACCCGCCUGAACGAGCAAGGUCCCGAAGCCCCAUCAGUCGCUCUUUGAGUCCCCGCUCCCACAGCCCUAGCUUCACGUCCUGCAGCUCGGCGCACAGCCCGUCGGUGCCCAGCCGCGCGGACUGGGACAAUGGCCUUGGUCCUAGGCGCGGCUCCUGGGACCGGUCAUCCCACGUGCGGCAGGAAGAGGAGCGUGACGGGGCCAACUGGCGGAAUGGGGAUGAGGAAAGGCCGAAUGGCAGACUUCCGGAGAGGAGGAAGCUGUACCACAAGCUGGUGGACAGGUCGAGCCCCAUGUUGGCAGAGGACUGGACAGAGGGCAUGAGAGGAAGCAGGAACUGGGGGAGAGACUACCCCAGGGGCAGUCCUCAGGGGCUCCCCUUCUCCUCAUACAGAAACAAGGAGGAGGAUUUUUACAGGAAGGACCCCGUCUACAAGUCAGACAAGACCCUAAGGUCACCCCACCAACGUUAUGAAGUGCCAAAGCUGAAGAAGAAGGAAGCGGCAGAACAUCACAGGUCCCGACACAUGGAAACGGAGGCACCGGAGGAUCUUGGAGCAACAAGGACACCUGAGGACAGAAAACAGCCUCCAUCUGCUAAGGGGAAGAACAAGAAGUCUACACAGAAGCAGAAAGUGGAGAAGGAUGAUAAGAAAUUAGAAACUCAGGGAGACACAGAAUUGCACUCAAAGGACAACUCGGAAUCUCUACCUCGGGAUGAAAGCGAAAAGGAGAAAGAAAGUGGGGCAGAGGAAUGUGGCAGCGGAGACGAGAAGGAGGAGUUUUGGUAUCCCAAAAACAUGGAGGAGCUGGUGACAGUGGACGAAGUAGGUGAGGAAGAUGACGGCACGGUGGAGCCGGACCUUCCAGACCUUCGAGAAGAGGGUGUGGCGCAGGGAGCAGCCGAGGAGGAAGCAACUCGGACGGCAACCGCUGAGGACUCCGAGAAGAGGGAGAUCCCGAAAGAGGCAGCUCAGGCAGAUGAGACAAUAGAAUCGCAAGAGAGUAUUCUGGAGACACCGUCCAACGCAAGUCCAAAAAAUUCACACCCGGAUUCAGCGGCACAAGGGCAGCCUGCCUCCGGUCUCAGUGACUUUGCCAGCCAGGAGAUCCAGGCUGCAAUCGAUGGGACACUCAGUUGCAAGGAUACAGACAAGGCUGCUGUUCCUUCCACACAGGUGUGUGUCCCUAGUCACACGGGGGUAGGCAAAGGUGACCAACCUGCGGACACACUCAGCAGUGCUGGAACGGGACUGCCGGCGGAGGCUCUUGAAGCAGGAAAUGUUGAAACUCCAUGCAAGGAUGAAAAGCCAAAGAAAGAUGCCCAGAACACAUCACAAAGUCGGGGAUCUGAUCAGCCGGAGGUGGGAAUAAAGGUAUCGUGGGAACAAGACAAAGUUUUCAACGAGCACAGCAUACCAUUGGGAGUGGAAUUCAUCGUGCCCAGGAGCGGGUUUUACUGCAAGCUCUGUGAUCUGUUCUACACAAGUGAGGAGACGGCCAAAACGUCCCACUGCAGGAGCACAGUUCACUAUAGGAACCUGCAGAAAUAUCUGUCCCAGUUAGCUGAACAGAGCCUGCUCGGCCUGGACAUGGGUCCUUCCAGCGCCAAGUGAAGCGCCGCGUGGACGAGAGCUCGCUGCCAGCGCUUUAGGCUGGAGUCUACUUGCAGGAAGCUCCGAACUGCGUGCGGACAUCGCAAUGCGGACGCAGGACGCGAUGACAUCGUGCCGCAGCCCUGGUUUCAUGGACUCAAUCUCCGCCGAUGAAACGAAAAACAAAGGAGGUCCGCACGUGAGACGUAGUCGCUCGGCUUCUACGAUGCGUUUGCCUAACCCCCAACGUGAGGAUCCGCGCGUGUCCGAACCCGAGAGACAAAGUUCAACUCAUUUGACUAAACCCUGCUGCACUGCCGUAUUUUGCCGAUAAUACGUCUUGAAGACAGCAGCGUGUCUUUCAGUUAUGCAACUUCUAGCUAUUUACCAAAAAUUUACUGAAGCAGUUAAGCAAAUUACCUAGAGCAGAUUUUUUAUCGUACAACAUCCACCGUUUUGUGUGCCCUGCAGUAGAGAUGGUAAUUUACUGGAUGCAUAAGGUAAAGCUAAAUGUGAACAGAUGGACACAUACGUAUUUUACCUGUGUAUUUCAUACUGAAUCUGAGGGAUUUUAUCAGAUGCCGAUUACACGAUGUGUUGUGUGCCUCCGUUGUCCGCGAACCUUCUUGUGCAAGCAGCUGUGGUAAAUUUCAGUUUUUGAUUCCCCAAAGACCUGUGAAUUCAUGUUCUUGAUAUUUACACAUCAAGAUAUUGCACAUAUCUCACAAAGAGAACAGUCUAUGCCCGUUUUCAUUUCCAGAAACGUUUCUAAUCAAUUUGCUUAGAAUUGAUCUAAUCGAUCUGCUUCGGGUCAGACAAGGUGUCGUACUGAAUACCGAACACUUGUUAGCUGUUUGUUGAUUGUUUCAUAUUUGUAAGGAACCUUCUGAUGUUUCAGUUUUAUAUAUUUAUACCUCUUUCUGUUGCAUUAUGUACUUUUAUUUGGAAACUAAAUUAAAAAUUGUCUUUUUUGAGCAUAAAUUACUGGAUUAUUGCUUUAAGUAAAAAUGAGUCAAGGUGAGGUAUGGCACAGAAUUGCUGAUGUGUCAUUAAGGGCUGUAAAUGCUGUACAGGAGGACUGAUACAUACUGCAUAAGUAAUUUAAAUGAACACAGUUUUUUGAGAAGUUCAAUCCAAAUGUCCAGACUUUUAUGUUAGACGUAUUGCCAAUGUGCCUUCUAAACAGCCACGCAAAUGGUAAUUUUGUAAAACUGCAUCAAAUCGAAUUGAGUUUGUCCAAUGCAUGGUGACAGUAAACUGUCACUUAAUUUUCUUAAUGUAUACCUGUGUCACCGAUGAGUGUAGAACAGACAAAGCCAAAACUGAGGACAGUUGAUAAUUCCAUUGUUAUUCAUCCCCAGUGCCUUAAUUUUACAUUAAACUGUUGACUUUCCUAAAAUAACCUAGAAUUUCUGUCUUGGUGUGGUAUCGUUUUUCUGGGAAACAGCUCUGCUGCAAAGAAAACAAAAACUCAUCCAGUUGUACAAACUGUUUUGUCCUAUGAAGCAGUGGUCCCAGGGUGACACAGAAAUCAUGAGCACUUGCAUACUAAUCGUUCUGCCUUGCGGAAGUGCAAUGCGGAAGAAGCCUUGAAGUAGCCUUGUAGGCUCACUUCCAGCAGAAAGCGGCAGAUGGGGCAUAUUAUCAGACAUGAACAUUGAUAUUUGAUUUUUUGCCUGAGUUGUCAGAUGAAAUUUGUGUAUUUACUGCUAUUUAUUAUGAAUAAUAAUCAAGCGACAAACAUCAUAGCCAGGUCAGAGAUAAAGGAAAUCCUGACAGCUCAACUACUAAACCAUGAUACCGUACCAUAACUGGAGAAAUACUUGAACCGGACCAUGUUUGUUUGUUAUUAAUUUCGGAAAUUCAGAGUUAACAGUCUAUAUUUUGUGUGACAGAAGAAAGAGGUAUGCUGAAUUCUGGUAUCUGUGUUUUAUAUACUGUGAAAAUUGUGACACCCAAAUUUAUGUGGGUUGUAUGUUAAUUUUUUGGAAAUUUUAAG